AAAUAAUUGCUGGAGUGAUGAAGGAGGAAGUUUGUUUACGCUUGAUGGAGGUAAUAUUACCCUGGUUCACUCAGGCACUUGAUCCAUGGACUUGGAGCUACACUUGGCUUCCUCAGAUCAACCCUCAUAACCACCUACUUCCCAGCAUACUAGUAUAUCUAGUAUAAAUGCAAGACAUGAAGACUAAGAGCCAAUGGACAAAGUUUGGGUGUAGCCCAAGCUGUGGAGGAAGAGAAGCUUGAAGUGACAGCUACAGUAUCAUGUGGUAAUCACAAGUCCAGAAUAUCUUGCUGCUAAUUUUGUCAAGGCUGGGAAGCAAAGCAAGCACAGUACUAGGGGGAGAGAGCACAACUUUGUAGUAGCCACAGUCAGUGGCCAGGCUUCAAACACCUUUUUAUUGUACAGCAAUAAAGGAAUGGAACAGACUGCCUGUACAGGUCAAAGUCAGUCAUAGCAUGAACCAGUUCAAGAAGAGAGCCAAAAGAACAAGAUGGCAUAUUGCAGAAAGGAAAUUGGUAUAUCAAAUGUGGUGAUCCAGUGUGGCAGCCUUGCAUCAAUCCUGGAGGACUGCCUUGGGCCUUAUGGAAGAGCUGUGUUGAUGGAGAGGGCAGGCAGUGUUGUUAUUACACAAGAUGGAAUGGAACUCCUGUCAAUAUUAGAUGUUUGUGAUCCUGUAGUAAAUAUGGUCAUACGUGGGAUUUUAGAUCAAACUAAAAUUUUAGGUGAUGGUUGCAAAGUAAGUUUUUUGUUAUUGAGACGUCUUUUACAUUCUCUAGAUAGUCAUGUUGCAACACCUCAUUUUGUAUCUCAGGCCACAAGAAGGCAAAAGAUGGUACAAAUUACCCAGCAGCUAAGAAACUAUGUUAAAAGUAGUAUCAUAAUGGAUGUGAUAAAAUAUGGUACUCAGUUAUACCCACUUCACAAUUUUGAAGCCCUUGUGGAUAUAUUGCAAAGGGCUUCUGAGAAUUUCUUCCAAACAAAGUUUUCCAAACUUGUAGUUAAAAGCCUUUCCCAGUUGUUGGCAACAUAUUUGUUUUGUCAGUGCAGUAGUAGCAGAGAACUUAUAAAUUUAUUGCAUGACCUAACAACAAAUGCCCAUAUUGCAAUUGUUGAAGUGUACAAAAUGCCUUUAUUUAAAUCGCAUGUGAUAUCUGGUUUUGUACUUACGAGAAAUUUCAGGUACCUGCACCAGGAUAUGAAAUUUGAGAAUGUUUCCUCUGUUUUAUGGUCAAUUAAUCUGGAAGAAGAAAAGGAGAAUGGAAUUUGUACAUCUGUCAUUGAAACUGAUUGUGACCAAACACUAAUUGAGAGCAUUUUUAUACAAAAAAAUCUUCUCGAUUCUUGUUUUGCUACUUUGAAAUCAUUUGGUGUUAGUGUUAUUUUGUCUUCUACUUUCUUUCCAGACUGGGCUGUAUCUCAGUGCUGUAAAUAUGGUUUUUCAUUAAUAGAUAUGAUUGAAAAUGAAGAAUGGCACUUCUUAAUAAAGAAAUUUAAUAUUACACCCCUAUUUAAUGAAGGGGAUAUACAUAUGAGAUUUGUUAAACCUUUAGAGAAAAUUGAACCUGUAGUGGUAGGCACAUCUCAUUUUGUAAGACUGCAUGGACUUGAUGUUCACCAAAUUCUACUAUGUGGUCCUACUCCUUCUCAAUGUAAACAGUUUUCCAUAGCCUACUCUAAGGUUUUCAGGUAUUUCAACUCUUGGGUGACAGAUUGCUUAAAUUUUGGUCAGAAUAUUUAUUUAAAUACCAGCAGUGAAAAUGUUAAGAACAUGAAUGUAACAGACUAUAGUUACGAAUCUUGUUUGUGUACAUCACCUGUAACCCCAGGCCAUAAUUUUGGUCACGGGCUUUAUAAAGAUGCUAUUGAAAGGGAUGUUUGUACAAAUAUAGACUCGGUUAUCCGUCCACAAAGCCCAUCGCCUGUGUUGUACUCAGUACCUCACGGUGGUUAUGUAGAGCUCUUAGCUAAAUAUUUAGUAAAGGAAAAUAUCUCAGGAAACAUUGAUAAUGUAUGUCGUUUGAUAAUUAUUGAGGUUUUAAAUGAAAUACCAUGGUUGCUGUACAAAAAGUUAAAAUGUUCCCCAAAGAAUUACUUAGAAUUUGAAACUAGAUUGUAUAGUAACUUUAAAAAACUGAGAACUGAUAACCAAAAAUUUCCUUUGCCUAGCAUAAUGGAAGAAAAUAAGUUUAUGGGAUAUCAGAAUCCUUUUACAUUCUUCAAAAUUUUAGAGUGUGUGUUUUAUUUUGCAGAAUACAUUUUGAGAAUUGAAUGUAUUGUUCCUGCAAAAAGUAGAAUUUCAAAUUUUGUUAGAAAAUGUGAGAAAGAAGACAGUGAUGAUGAAUGAAAUUUGUUUCUAUAAACUGUCAUUCAAUUUAAAAUGUCAACUGUACACAUUAGCUAUGUAUUUUUAUUCUGCCUUGAUCUACUUAUGGCCCUUGUAAGAAUGAACAAUACUUAAAUUUU
This is a messenger RNA of Cherax quadricarinatus, 2463 nucleotides long. RefSeq lists its product as uncharacterized. Gene Ontology annotation, molecular function: ATP binding; ATP-dependent protein folding chaperone. Gene Ontology annotation, biological process: chaperone-mediated protein complex assembly. NCBI's taxonomy places the organism in Eukaryota, Metazoa, Arthropoda, Malacostraca, Decapoda, Parastacidae. The record is from RefSeq and is a predicted model, not a curated record.